Ectocarpus siliculosus is the source of this 2656-nucleotide messenger RNA. NCBI's taxonomy places the organism in Eukaryota, Phaeophyceae, Ectocarpales, Ectocarpaceae. The record is from the annotation of a GenBank genome assembly.
AUGGUUAACUUCACUGCUGCUUUCGCGAUGGCAUCCUUGGUCUCCCUCGCCAACGCCUCCGGCAAGGAUUACAACACCGUGCCCUUCAAGGUUCGCGUGAGGAAUCUGACCUACCUCCAGCCCUUCUCGCCCCCGCUCAUUGUGGCGCAUACCAAGGACGUUGCACUCUUCAAGGAGGGAUUCCCGGCCAACGACGCUAUCAAGCUUAUGGCGGAGGACGGCGACAACUCUGCUCUGCUGGAACUCUCGGAAAGUAGUGAUGUGGCGCCCUACAUCUGCGGUGUCGUCGUGGCCGAGGGGCCCGUCUUCCCAGGAGAAACUUGGCGAGGACAGCUCGAUGUUGACCCCUAUAUCUGCCCGAACCCGGUCUACUCAGUGGUGACGAUGCUCAUCAACACGAACGACGCCUUCGUGGGCAUCGACUCUGACACCCUCGAGCUCGGAAGUACCAAGGCCUUCCCACCCGCCUUCGACGCCGGCACUGAGGUCAACGACGAGCGCUGCUCCAACAUUCCUGGCCCGGGUUGCCCCGCGGGCAGCGGCAACAACCAGAACGGCCCGGGAGAGGGGUACAUCCACGUGCACCGCGGCGUCCACGGAGUCGGGGACCUUGAGGAGGCCAGCUACGACUGGAGGAACCCAGUGGCCGAGAUCUAUAUCCAGAAGCUUUGAAUCUGAUAUGUGUUGCAUGUUUGGUGGUGGCCUUAUGUAGACUAGUGGCGUGGGCAUGCUAUUGUCCACUUGCGGUUUCUGUUAUUUGUUUGUUGUUUUCAUUCCAAUGGCGUAUUGAUCUGCGGUGGUGCAAGUAUAUAGUUGCUUUACGUCUGUGUCUGAAACAUCUGAAAGCAAAAUCGACGAUAGAUGAAGUCUACUGUACAGUCUGAUAUUUGUUCGGUUAGUACAGCAGUACUAUUAUUAUUUGUACAAAUGAGCACGAAUGUGUAGACGUGUGCAGCCAAUAGCGGGAAAAACCCCGGCGACUGGGGAUUUUGCCAUUUCGCUGGCAUUUCCGGUAGAUAUGCAGAGGUUUCACGGUUCGGUUAUCUAGGCGAAACCGCUCUACAGCGCCAAAAAAAUGCUGCCUUCACUUUUGUGGUCUCUCGGUACAGGUCUGAAGCUGCAGCGAUUGACGGCUCGCUCCCUCUCCUGUGCACUCGAAGUGUGUUAUUCGGGAACGUGUUGGAGGGAGCGUGGGGCUGAGAUGCCUCAAGAGGUUUCGUUUACGAGCAAAGCAUGUUGAUAUCCUCCCUCUUGGAUUGUGGGCUUGUUUUUGUCUCGCGUUCAUCUGUGGCCCCGAGAAAAUUCUGUGCACCUUCUGCAGAAGGCGUAGAUAGAUCGCGUUGACUUUUAUGCACGCCGAGAUCAAACAAAACAGAAGAAUUAUCCACCGAAGAGAACCUACGCGGAAGCCGGAACCUUCCGUCAAUGCUCCGACAUCACGAUGCCUACCCGAGGCAAUCAACCGCAUGGAGUCGAACCUCGAGCACCAGACAUGGUCAUCUGUCACGGUUUCGCGUCGCGCUCAUUUCUCCAACAAAAUGCUCUCGCCAACGCGAACGGAAAAACAGUGGCGACUUAUCUCGGCUGAGACAAUGACCGUACGCAGCAAACAAUCAGUCCCCAUUGGAAGAACGUUGCAUCACGUCGCAAACCAUUAUUUAGGUACUGCAUGGAUGCUUGCUGGAUUCUUCUACGGAUGUCGCGUUCCCCCACAACUCCCAACAAAGCAUGUGGGGUGCAUUUUGCGCACAACAAAACUUAAUGCGGGUCGUCAACAUUAGCAAUGAUUAACAUCGUCUCGGGGCAGCGCCUUCUCGAAGAGUCUCCCACGAGCCGGAAACAGUGUGACAGAGCCCAUCGUCACUAGUAGAAUCCUAGGGCAUCGCAGCGCGGGGACCAAGCCCACAAGACCACAAAACAGGACGCCAGCAACAACAGCAGCGUGGCCACGACGGUGUUGGUGGGGUAACAAAAACACGUUUUCAAUCCCACUUCCAAGAAAAAAAAACGCGCGUGCUGGUGGCGCGGUUGGAAAUAAAAUCUCUCACCGCAGGCCACGAAACAUCAUCAACGAGUACCUGGUACUAAUUUGCUGGCCGAAAAACGUACCCCAAACCUUCAAUUAAAAAAACGGGCGGGGGAACGUCACAUAUUUACAUACUACAUAGGAGCGGCGCAACCCGCCCUACGGCGACAUGCGCGUAGGGCAUGCCACCAACAGACCCCCAUCUCCCUCCGCGGCAAGAUUGAAAUAUCGCGCUCCCUGUUUUGGAAUCGUACCGCGCGCGCAUCAUUCAUUUUCCUUAGGCCACACCCACCUUCCUCCAAGCAUCCAAAUACAACAUCAACGGCCAAAACAUUAUUUUACCACGUGACAGAGCGACUAAUCGCGUACCCCCCCCUCCGGCAACCUGAACUCGCGAAACCUCGAGAACGCACUCUACAAUCGCGUAAUAGAACCCACGGAAAUGAGUCGGGAACAAUCUGACCCUUGCCCUAGGUGCAAUGCACACCCGCCUCGAACGCACGAAAUCUUGCCUGGCGCGGGCUAUCUAUGCUAUCCAGCUGCCGCACACCUCCACGAAUUCCCCCGUUGUGUUUGUGAAAAACGGAGAGAAACAACAGGCGCGUUGACUGCUGGCGCCUGAAAGCAGUG